Molecule: messenger RNA, 1410 nt
Organism: Phytophthora sojae
Lineage: Eukaryota; Oomycota; Peronosporomycetes; Peronosporales; Peronosporaceae
Exons: 1
Coding region: 1-1410 (469 amino acids)
Biological process (GO): lipid metabolic process
Source: RefSeq, a predicted model, not a curated record
AUGCCGCCUUCGGCUGAGCCCCAAGAUGAACAGCAGAGCAAGAAUGAGGACGCAAAGUUCGGCAAGUCAACGAAACCCUUCUACUACCACCCGUCAGAUCCACACCUCCACGACGUGGAGCUGACGAAACGACUGAAGGAGCUGGCGCACUUCUCCAAGUACGCGAUCGGAAUAUACGGCUGGAUGCUGUAUGUAUGGUCCCAUCCCUGGACCGGAACCUUCCGACUGGCAUUCUCCUGUUUGCGACGCAAGCAUCGCUGGGUGCACGGCGACAACUGGUUCCACCUUGGCCAAACAGCUCUGCAGCUUGAAACCAAGAUUAAGAGCGACGACAUUGUGUACGCCAGCUUCCGCAAUUCGGUGUACCAACCAGCUUUCGCAGUGAUGCUUGACCACGAGCGCAAGGAGGUUGUCAUUGCGAUUCGUGGCACGCUGUCGCUUGAAGACUGCCUCACGGAUGCCAUCGCGUAUGGCAUGUCGAUGGAUGACGUGGCUGAUCGCUGGGGAUGUGAUGGUGCCGGCGAGUACGCGCACCAAGGCUUCCUCACGUGCGCCGAGUCGGUGUAUCUAGAGCUCAAUCGCCUUGGCGUGCUAGAAAUGCUGUUUGACGAAAAGUCAACGGCGACCAUUGCCACCAGCGGAGUCAACGUGUGCGAACGUGGAACAUACCACGACUACGAUCUCGUGCUUACAGGCCACUCACUUGGAGCUGGUACUGCUGUGUUGUUGUCAGUGAUGCUGCGCCCCAAGUACCCGCAGCUUCGCUGCUUCGCCUUCAGCCCUCCAGGCUGUACCAUGUCUUCUGGACUUGCAUCUCGUUGCGCUGCCUUCACGGAUUCGGUUGUAGUGGGCGACGACAUCAUUGCACGGUCGUCCCUCACUUCAGCCGAGGAACUGCGCGAUCACGUGCUGGAUCUGAUUGGGAGGAGCAAGGUCAACAAGGCUGCGAUCCUGCGUCAGGUUAUCGCAUGGCGCACUCCAGACGAACUUUUGCACAGAAGCUGCGACGAGCACUCGGCGUUUGACGACGAUGGCUACGGCGGUGAGAGAGUGCGCUCCCCGUUCAUCGCGCACUUGUCCAAUUACCGCACCAUGCUGCAGCGUAUCCAGGAGUCGGAGCCGAUUCACGAGCUGACCAUCCCUGGGCGCGUAGUACAUCUCAAACGUGUCGUGCGCGCCAAGGGGGCAGCAGGCUGCUGGGUGUGCUGCCGACCUGGAGGUGGCGGCAUCUGCUGCACUGCACGCAGCAACUACCGCUUUGCGUGGGCCGCGGAAGGUCAAUUCAGCAUGAUCCGCAUUGGGCGCACUAUGCUGGAUGACCACUUCCCGGACAAGGUACACUACGUACUUCAGGACUGCGUCAAGCGUAUGCGCAAGAGCGAGCACAAACACGAGAGGGAGAAUAUUUAG